Messenger RNA from Ostrea edulis (European flat oyster), 1876 nucleotides. Its product is annotated as putative nuclease HARBI1. The transcript has 2 exons. The record is from RefSeq and is a predicted model, not a curated record. Lineage: Eukaryota; Metazoa; Mollusca; Bivalvia; Ostreida; Ostreidae. The coding region runs from base 1 to 690 and encodes 229 amino acids.
AUGAUGCAGUGGCCAGAUCAAGCAACACAGAACACAAUUGCACAGUCAUUUCAGAUCGCUAGUGGUUUUCCUGGGAUCAUUGGGGUGCUUGAUGGGACUCAUAUCAGACUAGCUGCAGCACUAGGAGGAGAUUCAGAUUACAUAAACCGGAAGGGUCAUCCUUCACUGCAAUUACAGAUUGUGGUGGACAAUAAACUAAUGAUAAUAAGUGCCCACGUUGGAUGGCCUGGAUGUUCACAUGAUGCAAGGGUUCUACGAAAUAGUACUCUCUUUACGAAAGGUGAAAAUGGACAGUUGAUGCCACCAGAUCUUCAUAUAAUUGCAGACUCUGCCUAUCCUCUGAGACCGUGGCUGAUAACACCGUUUAGAGACAAUGGAAACCUCAGAAAUCAGCAAAACCGUUUCAAUUCAGUUUUAUCAUCUUGCAGGCAGACAGUUGAACGAGCUAUCGGUCAUCUGAAAGGAAGCUUUAGAAGAUUGAGGGAAAUAUGCUUCCAUGACCCUGAAGUUAUAUGCGCUUUCAUUAUUGCAGGAUGUAUUUUGCACAAUCUGUGUGUUACACAUGAUGAAGACAUAGAGGAAUUUGUUGAUGUCCAACAAAACCAUCACCCCAACCGUUUCAACAACAUAUAUCCUAAUGCUCAAGGUGGUGUGCAAAAACGCCAACAGCUUAUGAACAACAGCUUAUGAACAACAGCUUAUGAACAUGCUUCCUUAAAGCAAAAUGAUCAUAUUCACUUUCACUAUCUGUUACACUUUAUCUGACUCUCGAUUUUCUUUCGAGUUCAUCAUUGUGUUACUUACUUGUUCAGCCAUUGUCUCAGAGUCAAGUCAUGUGAAUGUACGUUCUUACAGUGUGAUUGUACUAUGAUGCAAGUUGUUUACUAUGUGCAAUUCAAAAGAAUUAAAUUUUCCAUAUCGGCAAAAACAAUUGAAAGGAGUUUCAAACUAUCAUAUUUAUUCAUGAAAGAAAUAAUUCAAGAGAGUGGACAAUUCAAAAUAAUAAAUAAGUAUAGAAAUAAAACAAAAAUAUGCAACAAUCAAAUAAAGCUAUAACAGAUGUUACUUGACUACACAAAGUAGGCUUGACCAAGUAUGAAAAGUAUUAAAAAAAAAAAAAAAAUACAUAGUUCAGAACCAUCAAAAAAUUUAUAUUUGACUAGACUUGACUUAGUACCAAAUAGUAGAUAAGUGUCAAAUAACAAUUACACAACCAUCAAACAAAAAGGAAAAAAAAAAACAAAAAAAACACUGGUUGCUCCAUCAUAAUACAUAGUAUACAUAACGUAUAAAAAAUAAGAGGCUCGCUUACCUGAAAACAAUGAGCAAAUGUACUUUAAUAUGGAAUCUGUAGAUACUGUUUUUAAAUUACUUCACCUUUAUCAUUAUGCUUUGUGCAACCUUGGUUGAAUUCUAGAGAAGGAAGUGAAAAAUGUGAAAAGUUUACACACAGACGGACAAAUAGACGACAGACAACGGUGAUCAGGAAUAGCUAAAUUAGACGUUUGGUUCAGGUGAACUAAAAACAGAAGUAUACGAUCAUCAAAAUAAUAAAACAAAAGCACUAUGGCUAUUUGGCAAGGUCAGACCUGACUAAAUGCUAGAUAAAGGGGGAUUGAUGAUUUAGAUAAUGAAAUGGAGAAAUAUUGAUUAGAAAAAUUAGUACUUAUUUACACAUGGGGGAAAUAUUAAAUUAAGUUUUUAUGUCAUUUCUCAAACCCAAGAAUUUAUAUUGAAUGUAUAACCAUACAUAACAACUUUUUAAAUGUUGAACAUAUAUACAUUGUAAAUUGAUAAAUCAAAUGUCGAGGACCCUGCAAUCAAAUGUUCAAUAUUUUUUUAUUGACUUUGCGAACAGGUCAAGAAAUCUGUCAAA